Molecule: messenger RNA, 1734 nt
Organism: Nerophis lumbriciformis (worm pipefish)
Lineage: Eukaryota; Metazoa; Chordata; Actinopteri; Syngnathiformes; Syngnathidae
Source: RefSeq, a predicted model, not a curated record
AUGUACCGCUCCAUUGCAAGGUUGGCGCUGCAGCAUCAGCGGUGUUUAGUUCGGCAUAUAAACUCUGCGGCUAGAAAGAGGAGAUCUCUCCCUAGUGCUUUCCCGGUGUUAGACCUUCCCCUCCAAGCCAUCCACCAGCAUGUUUAUGAAGCUAACCAUCGCAACAGCAAAACCUGUCACAACAAGUACAUAGAGCUGAAUAAGAAGGUGACUAAAGGAGGGGGUGACAAUGCCAUUGCCAGACACACUCAGAGGAACAGAAAGUUGUUGGUUCAGGAUCGACUGCGCCUACUAUUGGACGAUGAAGACUUCAUAGAGCUGUCACGCUUUGCGGGUUUGGGUCUACCAUAUGGAGAUAUUCCAUCAGCCGGCUGCCUGACGGGUAUCGGCAGAAUUAAUGGCCUGUGGUGUGUGUUCAUUGCCAAUGAUGCCACAGUCAAGGGUGGCACAGCUUACCCAAUCACAGUUAAGAAGCAGCUGCGAGCACAAGAGGUGGCAAUUCAGAACCGCCUGCCUUGUGUCUAUCUGGUUGACUCUGGAGGAGCGUUUCUGCCACUGCAGUCAGAGAUCUUUCCUGACAAGAACCAGGGGGGGAGAACAUUCUAUAAUGAAGCCAUAAUGUCUGCAAUGAAAAUUCCACAGGUAUCGGUGGUGUGCGGUUCCUGCACAGCGGGCGGAGCUUACAUCCCCACCAUGGCAGAGGAGGCAGUUAUGGUGCACCGUAUCGGAACCAUGUUCCUGGGAGGACCACCACUAGUCAAGGCUGCCACAGGAGAGGAAGUCACACCAGAGGACCUUGGAGGAGCCAGGCUUCAUGCUGAGGUGAGUGGCUGUGUGGACCAUUUUGCCUGGGAAGAGAAGGAGGCCUUUGAGUAUACUCGAAACAUCAUAUCCACCCUCAACUUCACACUGCCUGAGGAGAAUGAGAAUGAAGAGAAUAUGAGGAAUGAAGAAGAAAGGCCACUUUACAGUUCAGACGAGCUCUUGGGUCUUGCCCCCAGAAGUUACAACUACAGUCUGGAUGUUAAAAUGGUUAUAAGUCGGCUGACAGAUGGCAGCCGCUUCCAGGAGUUUAAAGGUUGCUUUGGAACCACACUCAUCACUGGCUUUGCGAAGAUAUAUGGUCAUCUGAUAGGAAUAGUAGCCAACAAUGGAGAGUUGUCAUAUCAAGCAGCUCUGAAAGGCAGUCACUUUGUCCAACUGUGCGACCAGAGAGACGUCCCACUCCUUUUCCUCCAAAACACUGCACCAUCAGCCGCACUCACCCUCUCAGUGCCACAGGCAGAAAUUCACAGCAACCGUAUCAAGGCUCAGGGUUCUAUGAUGUCAGCAGUGGCCUGUGCAUCCGUGCCCAAAAUUACAGUAGUGAUAGGUGGUUGUCACGGUGCCGACAGCUAUGCAAUGUGUGGACGGUCUUUUGACCCAAACUUCCUGUUCCUUUGGCCCAAUGCUAGAGUGUCCAUGACGGCUGCAGGUCACGCUGGUUCUCUGCUUCAUCCCAACAGUGAGCACCAACAGGAUGACAAAGAGAUGGCAAACAAAAUGGAGCACAAUCUCAACAAGAAGUUCGAGGAGGAGAGCUCAGCUUUUUUCUCUUCUGGACGACUAUGGGACGACGGAGUCAUUCUUCCACAAGACACUCGAAGGGUUCUUCGAGAUUGCCUGGAUAUCAUUAAACAGCAGCAGUAUCAACUUUCAACAGAGAAACUACAAUCGGUACUUCUACGCAUUUAG